Molecule: messenger RNA, 5670 nt
Organism: Xenopus tropicalis (tropical clawed frog)
Lineage: Eukaryota; Metazoa; Chordata; Amphibia; Anura; Pipidae
Product: ankyrin repeat domain-containing protein 50-like
Exons: 5
Coding region: 341-5260 (1639 amino acids)
Source: RefSeq, a predicted model, not a curated record
CCGGACCUGAUCUCCCGGUCCCACCCUCCCUGCGCUCAGCCUGACCCACCGACACCCACAGCCGGGGCACCCGGGGGCAAAUCCACAGGAGACUCCGGGCAAACCCCACGGACAGGGAGAGGGUCCCGCACUGAGAGUUGGGAGCGGCCGGGGGGCUCCCGGGGGAAUGCGCGGCCGGAGGAGACACGGACACUUCGCCUGUCCCGUACCGAGAGCCCGUCCUGCCCGGUCCCGGCCCAUCGCCCCCUACUGGUUGGGUAUAAGCAGUUCUACUGCCCCAUAAAUCUGAUAUCGUGAUGCCACCCUGGCGAGUGGCGCAGUAUUUACCCCCCUGCCUGCGAUGACCCCCAGCAAACUACGAGGCCGACCCUUCUACUGUAGGGAAUGGGCGUUACAGAGACUGCAGCACUGCCUGGAAGGGCUCGGGGGGACCAGGACCCCCGGCAUUCUCAUCACCGGGGCCCCCGGGGCAGGAAAGACAGCGCUGUGUGCAGAGAUCUUAUGGCCCAGCUCAGAGGCCGGAUGUUGCUCCCGGCUCAGUUCCAGGGUCCUGGCAUAUCACUUCUGCCAAGCUCACACCCACGCCAGCCUGUGCCCUCACCAAUUCAUCCAGAGCCUGGCACAGCAACUGCGAGAGAGCCCCCUCAUCAGCGGGUACAAUGCAGAUACAGAGGCCUGUCAGGGGGAUCUCGACGAGGCCUUCAAACGGUUGUUGCUCCUCCCCCUGCUGGCACUGCCCGCCCCCACACAAAACCUUUUCCUCCUUGUGGACUCUCUGGACGAGACCUGCAGUUGCUGCCAAUCCGAGGGGUUCCCGUCAGAGACCAAUUGCAGCAUCGCUGAGCUGCUGGCCAAUCACCAUGAGCUCCUGCCCCCCUGGUUGCUGUUGGUUUGCUCCGCUCGGAGGCAGAAUAAAGCUGUGAGCCGGAUGUUUACAGGAUUCCGCCGGCUGUGCCUGGACGACCUGCGUAAGGCUCACAUUGUGCGGGACGUUCAGCAGUACAUCCUGUGCCGAUUGGACCGCGAGGAGGCUCUGCGCCAACACCUGACCCUGGACACGGCCGAGAUGCUCAACCAGCUGCACAUCAAGAGCAACGGCUGCUUCCUGUACCUGGAGAGGGUGUUGGACGGCGUGGCCGAGGGCUCCAUUCUGCUCCGAGAGAUCCGCCAUAUUCCCGGCACCCUGAACGGCCUCUACCUGUGGCUCUGCCAGCGGCUCUUCUCCGGCAAGCAGUUCUACCAGGCCCAGGCGCUCCUCAACGUCCUCCUGGCAUCUCCUCGGCCCCUUUCCGCGUCCGAACUGCGCGGCGCCGCUUGGACCAAGCAGAUGCAGAACUGGAGCGAAAGAGACUUCGAGAAGAGCUUGGAGUCCAUCUCUGGGCUGCUGAGAUCGGUGGACGAGCCGCAAGGUUCCCAGGUUCUGUUCCACCACAGCUUCUCCGAGUGGCUCCUGGAUGUGAAGUACUGUACCCAGAAGUACCUGUGCAACGUGUCCGAGGGCCACAGCAUGUUGGCCAUGACCCUUUCUACCCGGGCCCAAUACCUGCAGCCCAACGAGGUUCACCAACUGGCCAGACAUCUUCUCCUGUGUGAUCUACGAGGGCUGGAACCCUCACACCUGGCACUGUGGCUCCUAUGGACCGGGGUCCCCGUCUCAGACUGUUUGGUCUCCGACAUCCCGUUGGAGCUUGAUGUCCUGCAGCUGCUACUAUUGGCCGGGGCCCAUCUGGAUGGCUCUUGCGACCUGCUGGACUCUGAUGUUCUAAGGAAGACUCUGGAAAAGGGGGCGUCAGUGGAACUGUUGUUGGAGAAUGGGGCCGGGCUGCACCAGCGAGACAGGAACGGGCGCACUCUCCUGGCAGCGGCUGCCCAUGCCGGGAACCUGGAGGCGGUAAAGCUGAUGCUCUCCAUGGGGGCAGACCUGGAGACCACUGAUGAAGACGGGCAGACGCCCUUAGGUCUGGCUGCUCACCAAGGCCAUCUCGCUAUAGUCCAACUGCUCCUCAGUCAUGGCGCCCAACCUGACCAUCCAGACAACCGAGGAUGGACCCCUUUGCGGUCGGCUGCAUGGGGGGGCCACACAGAAAUAGUGGAAGCACUUCUGUCCGCUGGAGCCCAACCCGAUGUGUGUGGGUCGGACGGACGAACGGCUCUCAGAGCAGCUGCUUGGGGGGGACAUGAAGGGGCAGUUAAAGCCCUAUUAAAGGCUGGGGCCCAAGCAGAUCAUGCAGAUCCCGAGGGCCGAACGCCUCUCAUGGCCGCCUCCUACAUGGGCCAUAGACCCGUGGCCAAGUUGUUCCUGGACGCUGGGGUUGAUGUCAAUAGAUCCGACUCCGAAGGCCGCACCGCAUUGGCCGUCGCCUGCCUGUGUAUUCCCGCUGGGCGGGGCUACCCCGAGUUGAUCUCCCUCUUGCUGGAGCACAGAGCUGACACGGAGCUGCCGGACGGGGACGGGAUGACCCCUUUACUGGUCGCUGCCUACGAGGGGCAGGCUGAGGUGGCAGAGCUGUUACUGGAGGCCGGAGCCGACCCCGACAGAGCGGGCAGAGGAAGGAUGACACCACUGCUUGCCGCUGCCCUGGGGGGCCACGCCGAAACGGUGAGAGUCCUGCUGCUGUGGGGGGCAGCAACCGAUGCCACGGACACAGAGGGCAGGUCUGCCCUGGGCAUGGCGGCUUCCGCAGCCAGAGGGGAGGAGGCAGUGCGGGUUCUGUUGGAGAGGGGCCUAGACGAGAACCACCGUGACCAACUGGGCUGGGCACCCCUUCACUGGGCCGCUUGUGAGGGCAGGAGAAACUCGUGCCGGGCUUUGGUGGAUGGAGGAGCCAAAGUGUCAGCGAGAGACAGAGAGGGGUGCACCCCGCUACACCUGGCGGCUCAGGAGGGUCACACCAGCUCCGCUGAACUUCUCAUAAACCGGGGGGCCCCCAUAGAUCAGCGGGACGCGGAUGGGAGGACUGCUUUGUGCCUGGCAGCUCUUGGGGAUCACCGGGGGCCGGUGGAACUGCUGCUGAGGAAAGGGGCAGACCCCAAUGUAAAGGACAGUAAGGGGGUACCCCUCCUGCAGCUGCUGGUGUUACAGGGGCAGAUGGCGAUGGUAGAAUUGCUAGUGGAACAGGGGGCAGAUAUUGAAGGGCAGGACCCCGAGCAACGCACAGCUUUACAUGCUGCCUGCUGGCAGGGCAACUGGGAAAUGGCUCAGCUGCUUCUAGUGAAGGGCAAAGCCCAGCCUAAUGCCCCUGACAAGGACAGGAGGACCCCUCUACACUGUGCCACCUGGCGAGGGCACCCCAGCAUCGCCCGCCUCCUUCUGCAGCACAAGGCCUUCCCCGAUGCACAGUGCUCUCAGGGCGCCACUCCCCUAUGCAUCGCUGCCCAAGAAGGCCAUGAGGAUUUGGCCAGGGUUCUCCUAGAGGAGGGUAAGGCCUAUGCGCAACAUGCCGAUAACUACGGGCGUACUCCUGUAAGGGUGGCAGCUAAAGGCGGGCAUCUAGCCAUAGUCCAUCUGUUGGUGAGCCAUGGGGCACCGCCAUAUCAGGGUCCAAUGGGGCAAGCUCCGGAGAAGAGAACCCCAGAGAAGAAGCCAAUGUGCCGACAGGAGGACAGUUGGUCUACAUUAUCCCCAGUGUCCACAGGCAGCUGCUCCAUGGAAAACUCCCUGAAAAGUUCCCAAGGGUCCAUCCUGACCUCUUCCACUUACCACUCUCAGGCCACUGUCCCAAUGGACAGCUUGACCUUUACUCAGCAGGUUCAGCAACACUCCUUACCUCGCAGCCGCUCCCGGCAAGCCAUUGCCCUCACCGGCAUGAUUAAUUACCCAGUUCCUCAGGGUGCCUCAGGGUCUCACCUGGCGAGGCCGUCGGCCAUGUUGCACCAAACCUCCAGCUCCUUUCAGGACUUGGGGGCGUGGGAAGGUGUCGGGGGCCACAAUCAGUUCUCCUGCCCUUCUGAGUAUGAGCUCAAGCGGAACUGCAUCCUCACCAACCCAAAGUACGGAAGCCCCAAGUACCCCCACGCUAAGACCGGGGACAGCGGCUUUAGCCUAGAAAGGAAUGGUCACAAUGUGUCCUCUCCUGGUGGGACAAGGGUCCAUAUGUUCAGCCAACACCAAACGGGCAGCUCAGGAUAUUCCUCCCGAGGUACUGUGAGCCCGGGGGAGGUCAGGGAGGCUGGGGACCCCCUGCGCUCAGCACUGAAAUGUGGGGUCCCUGUGUAUCCCCCGAGGGAUGAGGUCUCUCUGUACCCGACCAAGAAAGCCGCCAACCCUGUGUCCUCUCCCAAGAAAAUGGGGAACCCAAGGAAAGGUGGGGAAGCUGUACUUUCUCACAAAAUAAUUCCAGAACCCACACACUCUCCUAGGAAAGUCACGGAACCCACACACUCUCCUAGGAAAGUCACGGAACCCACACACUCUCCUAGGAAAGUCACGGAACCCACACACUCUCCUAGGAAAGUCACGGAACCCACACACUCUCCUAGGAAAGUCACAGAACCCACACACUCUCCUUGGAAGGUUACAGAACCCUCACACUCUCCUAGGAAAGUCACGGAACCCACACACUCUCCUUGGAAGGUCACAGAACCCCCACAUUCUCCUAGGAAAGUCACAGAACCCACACACUCUCCUUGGAAGGUCACAGAACCCCCACAUUCUCCUUGGAAGGUCACAGAACCCCCACAUUCUCCUAGGAAAGUCACAGAACCCUCACAUUCUCCUAGGAAAGUCACAGAACCCUCACAUUCUCCUUGGAAGGUUACAGAACCCCCUUACUCUCCUUGGAAGGUUACAGAACCCCCUUACUCUCCUUGGAAGGUUACAGAACCCCCUUACUCUCCUUGGAAGGUUACAGAACCCAAGCACUCUACCCCCAAUGUUCCACAGCCCAAGAGAAUGUUGGAACCUGAUCAUUAUUCCAAGAAAAUUCCAGAAUCCAUUAACUCUUUCCAAACAGUGGGUGAACCUAUGGAUUCCCCUAGGAAAUCUGGGGAACCCCAUUACUCUCCCAGGAAGAUGACUGAGCCCAUACAUUCCCCAAGGAGAACUGGGCACGUUGUAUAUUCACCAAGAGACCCCUCCUGCUCUCCUACAAAAACCACUGAUACCAGGAUGUCCCCACUCAGCCCCCCCACUGAUACCCCGGGGUCGCCUGUUAUAUCCAUCACCACUAUGGACCCUCAGCUCCACCUGAAACAAGCAAUUAAACUGCAGUUUGAGGGGCGCACCUGCGGGUUCAACUACAGGAAGGAAACUCCCCUCUGAGACGCGGGUGCUACUAAGUGGGACCCAGAUGGUGGCUGUGGGAGAGGCCCCUACACGGUGCAAACGUGGCCAGAGGAACCGUAUGAGGAGCCACAAUCGGGGGGGCGGGGGGGGUAUCUCCGUCAGUUGGAUUCAUCUCCUGCCCCCACUCACACUCAGGGGGAAGAUGCCUCAUCCCACCAACUGGACACUAAAGUUUCCUUCUCCACCAGAGGAGGCGCCAGAUCUCUGCUUCAGAGUUGGGACCAUCGCAAGGGACCUGCUCACUGGGUACCGGGUGGCACAUCUGUUGGUCCCAGUAAAGCUCCUACUGAUACUGACGUGUGGGAAGGUGUUUACUCCUCUAUCGCUUGUGCCUCUAUUGUGUCUGUACUGUCAUUUGUAAAUAAAUAGGAACAACUGUGUCCUGA